Molecule: messenger RNA, 1382 nt
Organism: Juglans microcarpa x Juglans regia
Lineage: Eukaryota; Viridiplantae; Streptophyta; Magnoliopsida; Fagales; Juglandaceae
Product: arginase 1, mitochondrial-like
Molecular function (GO): agmatinase activity; metal ion binding
Source: RefSeq, a predicted model, not a curated record
UUCAAAUCUAAGGGCAGUAACGUACGGUCUUGGCUCGAACCUGCAAAAAGCUGCAUGGCUGUUUCUUCCUUUUAAAUGCAAGCUCCGAACCCUAAUUGCCUCUACCACCUCAACUUUAGUCGUUCCCCUUUCGACUCGGCCACUGACCCUCUCAGUCUCACUUGCUCUCACUCCCAAGCACCGAGACAUGUCAACCAUAGGGCGGAGAGGAAUUCAUUACUUGCAGAAACUAAAUUCUGCAAAUGUAUCUGCCGCUUUACUAGAAAAGGGCCAAAAUCGUGUUAUUGAUGCUUCCCUUACACUUAUUCGUGAGAGGGCGAAGCUUAAGGGAGAGCUUGUUCGUGCUUUAGGAGGUGCUGUUGCAUCAGCAUCUCUUCUUGGAGUACCUCUAGGACAUAACUCAUCAUUUCUUCAGGGGCCUGCAUUUGCACCUCCUCGCAUACGAGAGGCCAUCUGGUGUGAUAGCACAAACUCAACAACUGAAGAAGGGAAAGAAUUAAAUGACCCACGGGUGCUAACUGAUGUCGGCGAUGUCCCUGUUCAAGAAAUUCGAGAUUGUGGCAUCGAUGAUGACAGAUUGAUGAAUGUCAUAAGUGAGUCUGUCAAGCUAGUUAUUGAAGAGGAGCCCCUGCGCCCAUUAGUUUUAGGUGGCGACCAUUCAAUAUCUUUUCCCGUUAUCAGAGCUGUAUCUGAGAAGCGGGGUCCUGUUGAUAUUCUUCAUCUAGAUGCUCAUCCAGAUAUCUAUGAUGCCUUUGAAGGAAACAAAUAUUCACAUGCUUCUUCUUUUGCCCGAAUUAUGGAGGGUGGUUAUGCUCGACGGCUUUUGCAGGUUGGCAUUAGAUCGAUAACGGCUGAAGGGCGUGAGCAAGGCAAAAGAUUUGGAGUGGAGCAAUUUGAAAUGCGUACCUUUUCAAAAGAUCGCCACUUUUUGGAAAACCUGAAACUAGGAGAAGGUGUAAAAGGAGUGUAUGUGUCAAUAGAUGUGGAUAGUCUUGAUCCUGCAUUUGCUCCCGGAGUGUCACAUAUUGAGCCAGGAGGUCUCUCAUUCCGUGAUGUUCUCAACAUUCUCCACAAUCUCCAAGGUAAUGUUGUUGGUGGAGAUGUGGUUGAAUUGAACCCGCAGCGUGAUACCGUCGACGGCAUGACUGCAAUGGUAGCUGCCAAGCUAGUGAGAGAACUUACCGCGAAGAUAUCAAAAUGAUGAAUCAUCUGUCUUCCUGUCACUGAAUGAUAGCUUCCAGCAUACCAAACGUUUCUUCAUCCUUUGGUUUCAGAAAAAAAGGAUUGGAACGACUAUUUUGCUAAUUUCUUUGUCCGGGUUUACAUCAAAACUAGAAGUGAACAAGAACAUUGUUUCUUUCGAUAAUAUGGGUUCGUCCAUU